GCAAGCACAGCUACAAACCGUCCUGGCGCUCACGAUCUCGCACUCCUUUACCGUAUAGAGCGCUCCACUUUGUCUUUCCGCUUUGACUGUUGUAGGAUUAUAAACUCGCUACACACUGCUGUAUGCAUGGGCUCGUACGAGUUGCAGGCUUACCGGCUCACCGAGAAUGGGGGCAUCCGACUCCAAGUUGGUCUUCAAACAGGGCAUUUUCAAGCUGUCUGAAGACAAUGUCAUAGCCGCGGACGAUGACUACUGGACCGGUUUCUGGGAGCUCCCCGAGUCGGCCGAAGAUGUUUUCACCCUUUUCUCGCCCACCGAUAUACGUCGUGCACGAGAUAAAAACCUUCCAAAUCUUGAGACGCUGAUUCUUGCCGUGUCCUCGAAGCUCUGCAUCCUACGCAAUCACCCAUCCUUCCCAGAUCCCGACAUCGCCCCGGAGCGGGACGCCUUGAAUUGUAUCCGCGUCCUCACUCGAAUCCUGCCUUUUCUGUACGAAGCCGAAAAUUUAGAAGAAUGGGAAGAGAAAUUUUUUUGGUCCGCGCGCAAAAAACGAACAAGGAAAGGCCAGGUACAUGACAAAGCGGAAGUAAUUUUUGAUGGCGACUCUACAACGGCCAACCCGGCCAUGACCACAACGGAGCCAGAGUUUGAAAAUGCGAAGCCGCUCGCAGAAGAGCUCCUUGACACACUAGUGGACUUACUGUUUUACUCGGAGUUCACUCUUCCCAAGACACCACCGGGAAAGUCAAAGGUCAGUUACGCAAUAUGGCAGACAGGCGUAGGCUGCCAUACGCCAAUACCCAGCACCAAAGAGUUUGAGAACAAUCGUACCGAGAUUCUACGUCUACUUCUCGUCAUGUGCAGUCGCGCGAUGUACAUGUCUCCCACGAUUCUUCCCAUUAAAGGCGUGCGUGCCAUCACAUAUCUGACUACAAUGCCGGAUAAACAGAUUGUCCUCUCUACUUUGUGCUCAUUAAUGAACACGACCCUCAAAUAUAAUCCCGCAAGCUGGCGAGUUCCAUAUGAUCACAUGGUAUUUAAGGACAACAGACAACUUCUAGUGACAUAUUGUCUUCAAUUGCUUCUUGUCCUUAUGUUGUAUCCCAUUCCAGAGACACAACAGGGAGUCACCCCGAAGAAUUACUUCCGACAUUUCCUAGGCCGACUUCAUAGGCCGCAAGACUUCCAAUUCAUUGUAGACGGCAUGACAAGAAUUCUGAAUCAACCGUUACAAGCGAGCAAUUCUUACCUACCGGGAAGUCAAAAAUCGAUCGCUUGGGCGCCAGAGAUGCUCAUGUUCUUCUGGGAAGCACUCCAGUGUAAUAAACGCUUUAGAUCCUUCAUCAUCAACACGGAGCGAGCGCAUGAUUUUACAAUUCUGGUCCUGUUUUAUGCACUUGAUCAGCGUAACGAUCCUUCAAAACAAGGCCUGAUCCGCAUGUGUGUAUUCAUCCUGCAAACGAUGAGCGUGGAACCGAACUAUGGCAAGAGCCUGAAUCAGCGCUUCAAAGGCCAAGAAACUCUGCCACAAAGUAUUCGCAUACAGAACUUUCAUGGCACAUAUGCCGACUAUUUGCUCACCUCAAUCUAUACUCUCCUUACCUCAGGUAAAGGGAAGCAUGAUGCGAUUUUUCCGGCCCUACUCGCAAUUAUCAACAACAUCGCACCUUAUUUAGAAGGCAUCGGUCGCGCCACGUCGUUGAAGCUUUUAAAUCUUUUUGCCUCCAUGUCCUCGCCCUCCUUUCUCCUAGCCAAUGAGACGAAUCAUGAUCUAUUACAGUCUCUGCUCGAGGCUCUUAAUGCCAUUUUGGAACAUCAAUUUCAAAAAAACCCGAACCUUGUGUAUGCGAUUCUAAGGAACAGAAGGCGAUUCGAGGCUCUCAGAGAAUUCUCUCUGGAAGCAGGCCAGCAUGAGUUACAGCGGCUCGCCCAACAGAGGAAGGACCAACAAGAUAUGGCGUCUCAACGCCUAAUACGCGUUAACUCGACCGACAGCAGUCGCCCUCCAGUUCAACAGCGUCCGGUAAAUUUGCGGGAGGUCCCAGAGGAUAGCGCAUUUACAAUCGGUGACGAUGAAGAUGAUGACAACGCCCAAGAGUCGCCGACUCAAACAGGCCCGCAGUCAUCAACCUCGCCACCUCCGCACUCCAGUAGCCAUGGGUCGAGAGCGGCGUCUAUAUCAUCUACAACAGAUGAAACCGUUCCGCAACAGUUACGAGGCAUGUCUGAGAAAGCAAGAGGGAAAAUGCCAGUUGGCGCGCCUCUGCUAUCCAGAACAAACAGCGUAAGCAGUCUGCAUAGUUUAACGCCUUUAGUAACAGCAAGUGGUUCAUUUCAGCCCACUGCUGACUGGAUCGAAAGUUGGCAGCCCGAAUUGCCGCUUCACACCAUUCUAACAAUUGUGUCCGAACUGCCUUCACAGCUUCCCCAAAUGACGUUGGAGGAUACGACUGCCAUUCUUGCUGCAAUUCAAACUGUGCAACUCCCAGUCAUUGAACCUGCGCCCAUACGCGUCCAUUUGUUCGAAUGGUCCCCGCUCUCACUGGGCUGGUAUGAGAGUCUCCUGUGGGGGUUCAUCUUCACGAGCGAGCUUCUAGUUUCAAAGGGGACUGCCGGAGUCUGGAACAAGACUAAUAUCAAGUUGUUCCGCGUGCAAGAAACCGCUGCACAAGCACCGAGUUUGGCUAGUCCCCGUGGGGCUGUAGACGCCGUCGGUGGUGCACUCGUUAGUCGCAUUGGCAACUUGAAUCUUCGGGGCUCUAAUCCGAACAACGGCACCGGAACAAGUGUUGCCAACCAACAGAUGAGAGUCAGAGAAGUCUAACCGCGCACCGCGCCACAUAGGCCUGCUGGCAGAGAGAUCAAGGCAGCGUCAGGGCUUUGCGAUGAAACAUAACAGCUUUUUUACUCUCGGGUUGGUGAAUCCUAUUUCCGAAAGCGUCAAAUGGAAAUUCAGAGCUUGGUUUGUGAGGCAAAAGAAGAGUUAAUUGGUUCGUAUCAGGGGCUUAGGAUCAAGCGACGGUUAUAAUGAAGAAAGCCCCAUUUUCUCGUGGAGAGUUCGUGUGGCACAUUCCGGAAAUGAUGGCAGACAUCGUCAGCAGCCUUGCAGAUCCCUACGAACGCUUUACAACCUUCGCAACGGUAAAGUCGAAAUCUGUAGGCGCGGAACAGUGCUCCCUGUCAUUUCACAUGCGUCUGGAUAUUAGGGAAUCUUUCAUAGCCUUCUAACGAAAAUCAUGUCUUCUGCACUGUGAGUGGCCAACUUCCUGGUCUUACCCUGCAGACGCCACUUCCUGGUGUGGCAAAUGCGGCGGUGCACUUGUUGAUCAUUUCCGUCAAAGAGCAUGGUCAAUAACUGAGAGGAUGAUCCAGAUUCAAAUGACUCUGCAAACAAGAAGUAAAAGAAAAUUAGAGAUCAUUCUAGUCACUGCAAGAUAAGGACGACGUAGUCUUUUGCGGCUGUGGCAAUAGCCUUACCGUCUUUCUGAGCGCUUUUCCUUACACAUUGGCUUACAGGCAUGAUGCUCUUUGUCGCUCAAGUACUUUUCUCGCUUCUAUCUCGUAC
Verruconis gallopava is the source of this 3565-nucleotide messenger RNA. RefSeq lists its product as uncharacterized. Gene Ontology annotation, cellular component: Golgi trans cisterna; Golgi medial cisterna; membrane. The transcript has 4 exons. Lineage: Eukaryota; Fungi; Ascomycota; Dothideomycetes; Venturiales; Sympoventuriaceae. Bases 167 to 2824 code for a protein of 885 amino acids. The record is from RefSeq and is a predicted model, not a curated record.